UCGACACGACGGAGCCGAAAUGCUAGACGAUAAGGUUUUGACUAGAUUAUCGAAUGGGCGAGGGUUGUUGAAGAAUAUUACAUCGACUGAUUCAGGAGAGUGCAACAUAAUCCUGUGUUUGUCAGCAUCGUGAACAAAGCAUUUUCAACUUGUUGACUUCCGUGGAGCGGCACUGAAAGUCAGUACCCCACAGUUGUACAAUAUUGUACAACGUUGUACAAUAAGCAUCGGAGUGCUAAGAUCGAACAGUUAUAAGCUGGCAGUUCGUGGGCUUUGAAACUAACUCUGUGAUCCCAGAUGCGUUAGACCUUUACUUGGCACUUGCAUUGUAUCGCUUAUGUACUGAGCUUUGAACAUUGAAGGAGUCAGAAUGGAUCGGCCUGGAGGGCUUGGACUUUGGGGCCACUUCACUACAAUAGCGCUGCUCCUAAUAUGCACCGUCGGUGGCGGGAGCUUGGCGGCGACCUGCUCAGUCCGAGAUAGGGAUUCUCUUCUCGCCUUCAAGAACCAAAUGACCGAUGCAGAUGGUGUUUUAGCGUCAUGGAAGAAAACCACAGAUUGCUGCACUUGGCAGGGUAUCACUUGUGACGCGAAUGCAAGGGUGACUGGAAUUACGAUUGAGGCGAGCUGCCCAACAUGUGGAGGGGGCCAGAAGUUGAUAGCCAAGCCCCUGAACUUCGGGGGGCCUCUUGGCAAUCUGAAGUCUAUAUUGAAGCAAUUGAGCCUUAUCAACGUUCAAGUCCAAUUCAAAAUUCCAAUCCCGCCAGUGUUCUUCACCUUAGGAAAACUAGACUUCCUUCAGCUAGAAGGAUGCGGGUUCAUUGGAUCCCUCCCAAAUGAACUCGGCAACCUUCGCUUGCUGCAAGAACUCAAAAUUAGCGGCAAUAGAUUAUCAGGUGGUGUGCCCAACACUAUUUCGAACCUUAAGGAAUUACGGAUUCUGCAACUUGGAAGCAACCAGCUCACAACGCUCGGGUCCUGGAAACUUACCUUGUUGCAGAAACUUGACCGAGUAGAUUUCUCCCGUAACAAGAUUACCGGUUCCAUACCCAAGUGGCUGGGAGGCCUAACCCUAGCAGGCCCUUUCUUCAACGAGCUUCUUCUCAGCUUCAACCAAUUUUCUGGCACCAUUCCUGCCGAGCUAUGCAACAUAAGAGGAAUGCGGUACCUCGCACUCCGAGGCAAUAAGCUCAGCGGGCGAAUUCCUGCGGGCAUUGGCAAGUGCACAUCGCUCAUGUAUCUAAUUCUGGGCCAGAACUCGCUGUCUGGUCCACUACCACGUGAGUUAGGCAAGCUGAAGAACUUGGUAGAGUUGACUGCUGACAAAAACAAGCUUUCUGGCCCCCUUCCUCGCGAACUUGGUGACCUUCCGGAACUCACUUUCGUCAAAUUGCAGAACAAUAAGAUUACAGGAGGCAUCCCAUCAAAUUAUGGCCCAUUUGAUCCUCUUGUAUCCGAUCCCAUCGAUCUUACCAACAACAUGCUUAAAGGUCCGAUUCCAAAGGCUAUGCAGAGCCUCAGUGCGAACGCUUUCCGCCCAGGCAAUCCUGGUCUAUGCGGUCCUCCACUUUCCAACCCCUGCUAACAAUCUCAUAAGUCCAAUCAAUUGUUGGAAGAUUGAAACUUUUGAGACUCAUCGGGAAGUUUGCAUGAAAGUGCAUGUUUGUAAGGAUAGAUCCGAAUAAAGAUGAGUUAUUUCUGCACACGUUA
Molecule: messenger RNA, 1710 nt
Organism: Physcomitrium patens
Lineage: Eukaryota; Viridiplantae; Streptophyta; Bryopsida; Funariales; Funariaceae
Product: receptor-like protein 2
Molecular function (GO): protein binding
Source: RefSeq, a predicted model, not a curated record